AGCCAAACAAGCAAAACAUUUUUUACCAAGACUAGAAAAUAAUCUAUUAGAAUUGUAGCAGUCAACGUAGUAAUAGUGAAAUUUUAGUUUUUAUUAAACUUAAAGUAAAUAAAGUAUAAAUUCACAAUAUGAGCGAUUACGAGGACCAAGGUGCCACUGCCAUUAGUCGUAUGGAAAAUACUAAUACUGCGGGUGCUGUUAAAGUGGGUGGUUGGCGUUACGAAGAUUCUACACGUUACAUAGGAGAAUGGAAUCAAUUAGGACAAAAACAUGGCUUAGGUCAUCUACAAUUUGGCGAUGGUACACGUUAUGAUGGUCAAUUUCAUGAGGGCUAUAGCCAUGGUUUGGGAUGUUUAUGGUUUUCCGAUGGCUCCAAAUAUGAAGGUGAAUUCUUUCAAGGAUGGUUUCAUGGAAAUGGCAUAUUUUGGCGUUCCGAUGGCCUGAAAUUUGAGGGUGAAUUUCGUGGCGGUAAAAUUUGGGGACAUGGCUUAGUUACUUUUCAAGAUUUCAGCCAUGGUUUUCCGCGUAAUGAAGGCUAUUUUCAGGAUUGCCGUUUAAUAAGGAAACGACGUUGCCCUGAAAUUGUGCAAAAAGCACAAAAAUGUGCACUAAUGGCCAGAUCUCAAUCAGAUCAUACAUAUUAAUCUUAUAUAUACAAAUAAUAAUUGUUCAUUUAAAUAUCUAAAAUUAAU
Molecule: messenger RNA, 692 nt
Organism: Teleopsis dalmanni
Lineage: Eukaryota; Metazoa; Arthropoda; Insecta; Diptera; Diopsidae
Gene: rtp
Product: MORN repeat-containing protein 4 homolog
Exons: 3
Coding region: 129-644 (171 amino acids)
Source: RefSeq, a predicted model, not a curated record